This is a messenger RNA of Hirsutella rhossiliensis, 1548 nucleotides long. Its product is annotated as nuclear transport factor 2 (NTF2) domain-containing protein. The transcript is spliced from 6 exons. Gene Ontology annotation, cellular component: cytosol; ribonucleoprotein complex; Ubp3-Bre5 deubiquitination complex. The coding region runs from base 1 to 1548 and encodes 515 amino acids. Lineage: Eukaryota; Fungi; Ascomycota; Sordariomycetes; Hypocreales; Ophiocordycipitaceae. Gene Ontology annotation, molecular function: mRNA binding. The record is from RefSeq and is a predicted model, not a curated record. Gene Ontology annotation, biological process: ribophagy; protein deubiquitination.
AUGGCGACGAACGGUAACUUCGCCCACCAGGAGCAGUACAAGGGCUCCGCCGACCAGUACCCUGCCGCUCCGGCCUCCACCGAGAUCGCCAGCUCUACUACGGGCAAAAGCAAUCUUUCCAAGGAUGAGGUUGGCUGGUACUUCGUUGAGCAGUACUAUACCACCCUGAGCAAGUCCCCCGAGAAGCUUCACCUUUUCUAUGGCAAGCGCUCUCAGUUCGUCCAGGGCCUCGAGGCCGAAGUCGCCAACGUCUCUGUCGGCCGCCAGGUCAUCCAAGAGCGCAUUAAGCAGCUCGACUUUCAGGACUGCAAGGUCCGAAUCUCAAACGUCGACUCGCAGGCGUCCUUCGAUAACAUCGUGAUCCAAGUCAUUGGCGAGACCUCCAACAAGGCCGCCGAGCCCAAGAAAUUCGUCCAGACCUUCGUCUUGGCACAGCAACCCUCGGGCUACUUUGUCCUCAAUGACAUCCUGAGGUACAUCAAGGAAGAGGGAGACGAGGAGCCCACCGGGCCCGUUGCCGAGGACGAGGCUCCCAAGGAUGAGACCAGCAACCUGGAUGCCGGCGUCGUGGAACAGAAGCUCCACGAAACGACCAAGGUCGAGAGCACAGUAAACGGAGGCGACGCCGACGCCGACGCCGAUGCCGAUACCGAUGCCGAUGCCGAUGCCGGCAAGCCUUCCGAAGUCAAGCCCGAGGCCGCACCGACUGCCGACCCGGAAGUCACGGCGCUCGAGCUGGCCGAGGAGGACGCCAAGGAGCCCGAGAAACCCCAGGACCCCACCCCAACCCCCGUCGUUAAGCCUGCCGCUCCUCAGACUGAACCUGUUCCGGAGCAAUCCCCGGCGCCCCCCAAGCCCAUGACCUGGGCCAACCGCGCAGCCGCCGCCGCCGGACCUCGGCCUGUUGUUCCUCUCCCCAAGACUGCCACCCCUCCCGCACAGAACCAGAACCGAGUGCCUGCUCCCGCUCCGGCUGCCACUCCGGCUGCCACUCCGGCCGCCACUCCGGUCGCCGCUUCGGCCACCGCUCCGGCCGCGCUCCCGGCUCCCGCCACCGUGGCACCUCAGCAGACGGCGGGCGCUGAUUCCAAGCGCCAGAACCGACCUCUGUCCAUCUCGGGCACCUUUGCCGAGAAGGAGGGCACAAUGGGAUACGUCAAGUACGUGACGGAUAAGGUCCAGGACGCCGACCUCCGAAGUGCCCUGACGGCGCAUGGCGAGUUGACUUAUUUUGACAUCAACCGCCAGAAGAACUGCGCCUUUGUUGAGUACAAGACUGUCGAGGGAUACCAGGCCGCCGUCGCGUCUAAUCCUCACGUCGUGAAUGGCGAGAACAUUGUCGUGGAGCCUCGACGCCCCAAGGCCACGGCCUACGGAGGUAGCAACUACGGAUCUGGUCGGGGCAAUGCGUCCGGACGUGGGCGCGGUGGAUUCGACGGUGCUCGCGGCGGAGGACCGGGCAACUCACGUGGCAACUUCUCUGGCCAGAAUCGGGGACGUGGAGGUAUGCCCCGUGGCCGCGGGGGCCCGCAGGCCAACAAUGCCUAG